Elgaria multicarinata webbii is the source of this 1282-nucleotide messenger RNA. RefSeq names its product phosphorylase kinase catalytic subunit gamma 1 (gene PHKG1). Gene Ontology annotation, cellular component: phosphorylase kinase complex. Lineage: Eukaryota; Metazoa; Chordata; Lepidosauria; Squamata; Anguidae. The coding region runs from base 96 to 1262 and encodes 388 amino acids. Gene Ontology annotation, molecular function: ATP binding; phosphorylase kinase activity; calmodulin binding. The transcript has 9 exons. Gene Ontology annotation, biological process: protein phosphorylation; glycogen biosynthetic process. The record is from RefSeq and is a predicted model, not a curated record.
CUGCUGCAAGGCUGUUGAUUUCCUGUUUUCUCGUUGUAAGACCUGUUGUCAUCUUGAAAUAAACCUCUAGAAGGUUCCUGCAAAGUUUGACCAAGAUGACCAAAACGGAGGAACUGCCGGAUAGCCACACGUCCGGGGAAUUUUAUGAGAAAUAUGAGCCGAAGGAAAUCCUUGGAAGAGGCGUCAGCAGCGUUGUCCGCCGGUGCAUUCAUAAAGUCACCAGGCAAGAAUACGCCGUGAAAAUUAUCGACAUCACGGCGGGGAACCUGUCCCCAGAAGAAAUACAGGAGCUGAGGGAAGCCACUCUCAAAGAAAUAGAUAUUCUCCAGAAGGUGUCCGGACAUCCAAACGUUAUCCAGCUGAAGGACAGCUUCGAAUCUCACACCUUCUUCUUCCUGGUCUUUGACUUAAUGAAGAGAGGAGAGCUCUUUGAUUACCUCACGGAGAAGGUGACAUUAAGCGAGAAGGAAACCAGGAAGAUCAUGCGUGCCCUCCUCGACGUCAUCCAGUACCUCCAUUCCAUGAACAUCGUCCACCGAGACCUCAAGCCGGAGAAUAUCCUCCUCGACGACGACAUGAACAUCAAAUUGACCGACUUUGGCUUCUCCUGUCAGCUGCGGCAAGGAGAAAUGCUCAAAGAGAUCUGUGGAACUCCUGGCUACUUGGCUCCGGAAAUACUCGAAUGUUCCAUGGAUCCGGACCAUCUGGGUUACGGGAAGGAAGUUGACAUGUGGAGCACAGGUGUCAUCAUGUACACCCUGCUGGCCGGAUCGCCUCCAUUCUGGCACCGGAAGCAGAUGCUAAUGCUACGGAUGAUCAUGAAUGGAGAUUACAAGUUCGGGUCGCCGGAGUGGGACGACCCGUCGGACACGGUGAAAGACCUGAUUGCUCACUUCUUGGUGGUGAAACCGAAACUUCGCUACACCGUGGAGGAUGCCCUGGCUCACCCCUUCUUCCAGCAAUACGUCGUGGAGGAAGUCCGACAUUUCAGCCCCUUCCGGAAAUUCCGGGUCAUCUGCUUGACCGUCCUGGCUUCGGUCCGCAUCUACCUCAACUACCGCAACGUCAAACCGGUCACUACGGACGUGAUGCAGCGCGAUCCCUACGGCCUGAAGCCCGUUCGCAAGCUGAUUGAUGCCUGCGCUUUCCGGAUCUACGGCCACUGGGUGAAGAAGGGCGAGGCCCAGAACCGGGCAGCCCUAUUCGAGAACACCCCCAAGGCUGUCUUGCUCAGCUUGGCCGCCGAGGAAGAGUUGUUUUGAUUUAGAGUGCGUUAAGAGCA